Molecule: messenger RNA, 3165 nt
Organism: Brassicogethes aeneus
Lineage: Eukaryota; Metazoa; Arthropoda; Insecta; Coleoptera; Nitidulidae
Source: the annotation of a GenBank genome assembly
GGCCGUUUCAAUAGUCUCUUGGAUAAGAUACGUGUGCUUUGGCUUUGAGAAUUAUUUUAGCGCUCGAAAUAAUUUUUGUGUUUCAUUUAGUGAAGUGACAACAACUGACACAUUGAUUACAUUAAAAUUUGCAUGUGCUGUGCUUUCUUGUGAUUACCAUCACUGUGUACCGGCAACAAAAUUUUGUUUGUUGUUCUUAUUAAUUAAAGUGAACUUGAGUGAGUGUUCUGACGAUUGUCUAUGGCGUGGUGUUGCAGAUCACCUUUGAGGUAACAGCACUUGGAAGCUGCUGAAGUCCAACAAAAUUUCAUCCACCAACAUGUCUUGGAUACUAUUUACUCUAGUCUGGCUGCUCUUUGCCAUUCACGAGGCCGAAAGUUCCGGAGUCUUUGAAUUACGACUGAAAUCAUUUUACAACGAGGUCGGCAAAGACGAUUCGGGAAAAUGCUGCACCGGCACAACAAUUGGGAACGAAUGCGAUGGCCUUUGUCGUCCACGAUUUCGUAUAUGCCUGAAGGAAUACCAAGCCAAGAUUGACACCAACUCGCCUUGCACCUUUGGAGACGUUAUCACCGCCGAAUUGGGACCGAAUCCAGCGACUGAUACCCCGAAAAACGGAUUCCAAAACGCUAUCGCAUUUAAAUUUCCAUUCACCUGGACGGGCACCUUCUCGCUUAUAAUCGAAGCCUGGCAUGGAAACACAUCAGUAUUGGUGAGUCGGCUGGCAAAACAAACGUGUUUGGAUGUGAGCGACGAAUGGACGAAGGACAAUUUAAAAUCCAAAUAUUCCACGUUGAAAUUCGAAUACCGCGUCACUUGCGACCUAAACUACUACGGCAAGGGGUGCGAAAAUUUGUGCCGGCCUAGAGACGACAAUUUCGGCCAUUACAGCUGUUCGCCGACCGGAGAAAGAGUCUGCCUGGCCGGAUGGACAGGAGAAUAUUGCACGAAACCCCAGUGUCUGCCCGGUUGUGAUGAGGUGCACGGUCAUUGUGGGAAGCCGAACGAGUGCAAAUGUCAGCCCGGAUGGGAAGGUCCUCUAUGUAAUCAAUGCCAGCGUUAUCCAGGAUGUAUGCAUGGUAGUUGCGUAAAGCCAUGGGACUGCCUGUGCGACGAAGGAUGGGGUGGCUUGUUCUGCAACCAAGAUCUGAACUACUGCACGAACCACAAGCCUUGCCGUAACGGCGGUACUUGUUUCAACACAGGCCCUGGCAGCUACACUUGCGAGUGCCCUGCAGGUUUUAACGGCACGAAUUGCCAAUUUCCCGUCGACGAUUGUUCCGAAUCAUCUUGCUUCAACGGAGGUAGCUGUAUGCAAGACGGAACUUGCCAAUGCCCGCCUGGAUUUAGCGGUCCGAAAUGCGAAACAUCGGCCGAUACUUGCAACGAUAAGCCUUGCCUAAACGGAGGUUCCUGCACCAAAACCGAAUCUGGAUACAAGUGCGUGUGCGCCGCUGGAUAUAGCGGUCACGAUUGCGAACACAAAUGGAACACUUGCAAUCCGAAUCCAUGCAUGAACGAUGGCAGUUGCACAGAGGGCAAAGAAGGAUUCCAUUGCAUAUGCCCUUCGGGAUUCAGCGGGCCAAAGUGCGAAAUAAAUAUCGACGACUGUACCGACAAUCCCUGCGAGAACGGAGGAACCUGCAUUGACAAGAUCAACGAGUUCCGGUGCCAAUGCGUGCCCGGCUUCGUUGGACGGCUGUGCCAAGACCGCGUCGACUAUUGCAAGACGAUACCGUGUGCCAACGGUGGCACGUGCUUCAAACUGAUUAACGACUAUAAGUGCAAGUGCGCGCCCGGUUUUUCCGGAAAAGACUGCAGCGAAGAGGUCGACGAAUGCCGGAAUCAGCCUUGCCAACACGGCGGUACCUGCGUAACCGGGGGCGGCACCAGCAACGGCUUCGAAUGCAUCUGCCCGCCCGGCUUCAUAGGUCGCGAAUGCGAGCAAAUCAUCAAGCCCAGCGCAAGAGUAUCGCCCGAAUCGAACCUUACCACUGAACAUGUUGUUGUGAUAGCUACUAUUUCCACCUUCGUACCAUUGGUGGUCUUGGUCGCAGUAGGUGUGAUAAUAUGUCUUAAGCAACGUAGAAAGCGCGAAAAAGCCCGCGCGGACGAAGAGGCGAGACUGCAAAACGAGCAGAACACUGCAAACAGCAGUUUUGCCAAACGCGGCGCCGCGAUGUCCGCCGACGCCCACAUGAUUAAAAAUUCCUGGGGCAAAUGUACCAAUAAUGUGAUCAGCUCGAAUCUAUCAUCUCCCGACGAGUGUAGUGUGUCGAACAUUAGCGUAAACGACUGUGAUGGAUAUCCAAAACCUUUGCACCAACACCAGCACCAGGUCAUCGACGGACGGCCUGUGUACACGCUGCAAAGGACCCGCUCUCAGAAGCAGCUCAACACCGAUCCCGGUGCUCGUGCCUCGGCCCUGCUGGCCUCCAAACUGCACGAGCCCGACUACGAACACAUCAAACGUUUGUCUGUGAUGUCAAACGCGUCGGCUGUGUGUGGCUCGAGUGAUCCUUCCUUGCUGAAAAGGCCGAUGGAGAAGGAGCCCAACGGCGUUUAUGUGAUAGAUGAACACUUCCACGUUCCGGACGCGAUCUCGUCUGGACUAUUCGCCACGGAGGUGUAGUUACUUAAUAGUAGAAAUGUAGAAAGAAAAGUGAGUAUGCAUGAUGAGUUGAAUGAUUGAGGUGUUGAGUGAAUGUUGACGUCAUACGGCUGGUUGACCCGGUCCGCUGUACAGUUAUUUAUUAUUCUCCGGGUUGACGAGUCUAACGACGUAGGUAAAACGUAAUUUAUAUUAAAAUUUGGGGUUAGUACCCUAUGUCCAAGAAGCCCUCGCCUUUUUUGCGACGCCGCUCCUCAUUACGCAAACACUAAUAAACCAGUUCAUUUCUUCAAUGUUGUUCUCUUUUUGUUUAUAUUGUAUAUAUUUAGAGUUACAUUUCUGUAUACCCCCUUAUUUCUUGUAUUUAUAGUAUGUUGACAUUGGCGAUUGAACAUGGUUUGUAAACCAAAGAUUUUCACGUAUUGACGAGCCUGCUUUUCAAAAAAGGCGCGGCACUAUCUCAAGUAGUAUGUAACUAACAUAACAUAAAUUGUUAUUGUAUUUUGUGAUCUAUCUAAAAUGAACUAAGUCAGCACAGUGUACUUACAUCGACU